Molecule: messenger RNA, 1551 nt
Organism: Anopheles marshallii
Lineage: Eukaryota; Metazoa; Arthropoda; Insecta; Diptera; Culicidae
Gene: Dlic
Product: cytoplasmic dynein 1 light intermediate chain 2
Exons: 8
Coding region: 1-1551 (516 amino acids)
Biological process (GO): microtubule-based movement; microtubule cytoskeleton organization
Cellular component (GO): centrosome; cytoplasmic dynein complex
Molecular function (GO): dynein heavy chain binding
Source: RefSeq, a predicted model, not a curated record
AUGGAAAUUUUAACGCAGUCACAGGUGCAUGGGCUCACCACCCCCACGACGGCAGCCCGAAAGAAGGAUGCGGAAGCGAAGGAAAACCUCUGGUCGUCCAUCCUGAGCGAGGUGCAAACACAGAGUAAUACCAAGCUGCCGUCGAACAAAUCGGUGCUGGUGCUGGGCGAUAAUGCGAGCGGCAAAACUACCCUCAUUGCUAAGCUGCAGGGCGUCGAGGAUCCAAAGAAGGGAUCCGGCCUAGAGUACGCUUACAUCGACGUACGGGACGAAUAUCGAGAUGAUGUCACACGUCUGAGCGUUUGGAUUCUGGAUGGUGAUCCAGGACACAACAAUCUGCUCAAGUUCGCCCUCAACGAACAGAACUUCCCGCACACGCUCGUCAUACUGACCCUGUCGAUGACGACACCGUGGAGCUGGGUGGAUCAGCUGCAACACUGGAUGAAGAUACUGGACGAUCACAUUGCAGGGCUAAAGAUUGAUCCAGAGGAAAAACAGCAGUGUCAGGCACGGUUAACGACGGAAUGGCAGAACUACUGCGAAACAAUCGACGAUCUCGAUCCGGGCUCGCCAAUCAAGCGCACGAACCGGUUGCCUUCGGUGGACGACGAGCUGGACGCGUUGCCCCUACCGGAAGGCGUCCUUACGACCAACCUAGGCCUCGAUGUGGUCGUCGUCGUUACCAAGACCGACUAUAUGACCACGCUGGAGAAGGAGCUCGAUUAUCGGGAUGAGCAUUUUGACUUCAUGCAGCAGUGGAUCCGGCGGUUCUGUUUGAUGUACGGUGCGUCACUCUUCUACACCAGCGUGAAGGAGGACAAAAACUGCGAUCUACUCUACAAAUACCUCACGCAUCGGAUUUACGGUUUACCAUUCCGGACGCCCGCGCUGGUCGUUGAGAAGGAUGCGGUGCUAAUACCGGCCGGUUGGGACAAUAUGAAAAAGAUCAGCAUACUGUACGAAAACAUGCAGUCCUGUAAACCGGACGAUUAUUACAACGAUAUUAUUGCACAACCGCCUUCGAGAAAGACUGUUUCGAACCGUGAGAGCGAAAUUCAAACCGAGGAUGAGCAAGCAUUCCUUGCCCGCCAACAGCAGCUGCUCCAGCAGGGCCAGACGCCAACGCGGGGCGAAUCGCCGCUCCGGUCGCAGCCCAGCAACGGUACCAAGACCACCCCACGGACUCCGGUGGCCGCUGGUGCCCAGGGCUCACCAAAGAAGGUCGAUGGUAAGCUUACUCCCGGCACGCAAAGCGGUGAAGGUGUGCUGGCAAACUUUUUCAACUCUCUGCUGCACAAGAAGUCUGUUUCGCCCGGGUCGGCUGCGGCAGCGGCCGCUGCCGGUGGUGUUACCGGCACCGGCAGUCCGCUCAGUGCGUCCAGCUCACCUUCCUCGCUGUCACCGCGCUCUAACGUAAUAAACGGCACGACCGAUACGGUGUCGGCGAGCGACAAGAUUAGCAUGCGCACUGAUGCCGCCCUCGAGCUGGACCGUCUCGCACGGAGCGUCAAAAAGGAUCUGGACUACUCGGCGGCACAGUCCGACUGCUGA